Carassius gibelio (silver crucian carp) is the source of this 1858-nucleotide messenger RNA. RefSeq names its product hemoglobin beta embryonic-2 (gene hbbe2). Gene Ontology annotation, molecular function: peroxidase activity; oxygen binding; haptoglobin binding. Bases 150 to 593 code for a protein of 147 amino acids. The record is from RefSeq and is a predicted model, not a curated record. Gene Ontology annotation, biological process: hydrogen peroxide catabolic process; oxygen transport. Lineage: Eukaryota; Metazoa; Chordata; Actinopteri; Cypriniformes; Cyprinidae. Gene Ontology annotation, cellular component: blood microparticle; hemoglobin complex; haptoglobin-hemoglobin complex. The transcript is spliced from 3 exons.
UCUUUCGCGUCCUGCCCACGAGCAGCUCCAGCCAAUCACACGAGCCCUCUUGUAUUGGCAAUGCAACCCGAUGACAUAAAUACCAUCGACAAGAGUGGAAAGGUAUGAUUCUAAUUCCUAACAGAGAACAAAAAUCAUAACCCGGCGACAUGGUUGUUUGGACCGACCAGGAGCGUGCCUGCAUCCAGGACAUUUUCAGCAAGCUGAAUUAUGAGGACGCUGGCCCCAAAGCUUUGCAGAGGGCCUUGAUUGUGUAUCCCUGGACUCAGCGGUACUUCGCAAGUUUUGGAAACCUUUACAAUGCAGAGGCCAUCAUGUCCAAUCCAAAGGUGGCAGCCCACGGGAUUGUUGUGCUCCACGGGCUUGACAGAGCCAUGAAAAACAUGGAUGAUAUCAAGAACACGUAUGCCGAACUGAGCGUGCUGCACUCCGAGAAACUCCACGUGGAUCCUGACAACUUCAGGCUGUUGGCCGACUGCCUGACCAUCGUGAUUGCGGCGACUAUGGGUUCCUCUUUCACAGCUGAUGUGCAGGCCGCCUGGCAGAAGUUCCUCGCUGUUGUGGUCUCUGCUCUGCGCAGACAGUAUCAUUAAAACCCCUAACAUGAAGGAAAGCUUUAUUUGUUCUCUAACACAAUAAAGAGAAUCGAUACACACCUGAGCCACGCGUUUAAACUGUUCAUUGUGCGAGUAUCAGGUAUCAUUAAACUGAAAACUCUGUCAUUCUGUCAAAGACUCCAGGGCUUUAUCACAAAAUUAUAAUUUCAAACAAACAAACCACAAGACAGAAGAAGUUCAAAGAAGUUUGGGGUAAUUAGAAUGCUUUAGUAAAGCUUGUCUACUGAAUUAGACUAGACUUGCUGUGGGAUGCCUAAAACGUCUCUGAAAUAUCAAAAGGGAUGAACUAAACACAAGCAAAUAGCACUGAGAUUUUCCAUUUAAAUGGUAACCUACAGUAUAUAAUGAAAAUGAAAUAAAUGAAAGUAAACGAGUAAUAAAUUAAUGUGCAUCAAUAUAAUAUUUAAUGCUUUAUUUGAAGUCUUCAUCAGAUAGGCUGAUCAAACAAUUUAUUGUUUCAGGACACAGCUGAUAUAGUUUGGCUGUUUCCAUUGCAAAUCCUCCUUUUAAUGUAAUUUUAUUUAACAAUAUUUUGUAUAGCCUAUGUCUGGUGGUAUAUAGGGAGAAGCAAUGAAUUGAGGCAAAACUUUAUAGAAAACAUGGUCGUAUUAAAAGGGGGUGUCUGCUUGGCUAAAGUGACUCUCAGAAAAAAAGGUAAAAGUUUCAGUUUCAAAAAGUAGUCUACACCUUUGUUCCUAUUUACUCCCAAAGAACGCCUAUAAAAGGAACUCUGUGACACAGCAAUAAUAUAAUUUAUUUAGGCUAGUGUUCCUUUAACUCAGAAAAUGUCAAACCAAAUAACAAAUGUAAGUAUAUGCGUGGCUGUCCGAGCAUGUUGUUUACAUGUUGACAAACUAUCUGUUAGUGUAACUUAUAAACAUAAUUUCAAAAUGUCAAAAUUACAUGUAUUUUUUCUGGUUUUGUAUUACUACGCUACGAGUCACCCAAGUCUCAAGUCAAGUCAAGUCUCAAGUCAAGUCAAGUCAUCACCCUGUCUUGCAGCUGUGAAAAAUAUAGUGUGUGUGUGUGUAUAUGUGUGUAUAGUGUAUAUGUGUGUAAAAUAUAGUUACAAUUCAACAUAUAUUGUACAGGGAGCUAUUGGGGGACAAUGAUGUCACACAGGCCCCCCAAAACAUACCUUAAUUGCAAAGUACAAGGGGAAGCAAUGUACAAGGGGCCCAGAAAACCUGGUAUGUUUAAAGCAUAAGACCUGGAAAGGCAAUUCAUGAAAUAAAGUUAUU